AAGCCUCCGUUCGAAGAAUUUUGCAUGGAAAAGCCUUCUCGCUACAGGAUAUUUUAAACUUAUAAACAAAAGAAUGCUAUGGAGUAGGCUUGGUAUUUGAUCUUCUUUUGUGCUGGGCUGUGUGCUGUGUUGUGCUCUCUCUUCUGUCAAAACAUAUCAGCUGGCACAACAAUCAGUCAAGGCAGCCUGGUACUUAAAUCCCAAAACUUGUGCAUCCUUCGUUCCUCCUCGAGAGAAGCUAUGGAGCUUUUACUGCUGUCCUGGAAUGCUCUUUACGUCCUCGCGUUUCUACUCUCUUUCUGGCUGAUCUACCGUAAGUUCUACACCUCCCAAGGAUCAUCCACGAUCAAACUCCCGGCGGGAAGCCAUGGCUGGCCUCUUGUCGGAGAAUCUGUCUCUCUCUUCCUGGGAUCCCCUCUAGACUUCCUCACCACUCGACGCAAGAGAUUUGGAGGAGUUUUCUCGAGUAACUUGCUUGGAUCUCCCACCAUUGUCACAACAACAGUAGAGGCAGCCAAGUUCUUCCUCAGCUGUGCUGAAUGCGGUCCCUCAGGCUUGUUUGGCCGAUUGUUUGGGCCGGAAUCUAUAAGCCAAGCCGUCGGGAGUGACCAUGCGCUCUACCGGAGAAUCAUGUUGGGGAUGAUGGUUCCAGAGGUGCUCAAACACCAUGUCGAGAAGAUCGAUAACUUGGCUCAGGAGAUUCUAGAGUCGUGGGGAUCGAAGAAGACGGUAUCGGUUAUGGAAGAAACUGUCAAGUUUAGCUAUUGUACGGUGAUUGGAUUCGUGUGCCAGAAACUGCUGCCCACCACUCCGGACACGAUCGAUCUCAUGCGAGACGUCCAAGCCAUAGAGACGGGGCUGCUCCAGUUUCCAAUCGACAUACCCUUCUCACCUUAUCACAAAGCAUUGCAGGCCAGGGCAAGGCUCCACACAUUCUUGGAUGGGCUCAUCAACGAGAGGAGGGCACAAGUAGCUGCCAAGGGCGAGACACACAAAGAUGCAUUGGGCGAGUUUGUUACGCACAAAGAUGACAAGGUUGGAACCCUCUCCAAUCAACAGGUGGAAGACAAUCUCAUGGCACUGUUGUUUGGAGGCCACCACACUACAGCUCUGGCUCUCCUGUGGCUGAUCAAAUACUUACAUGAGAAUCCACAAGCUUUCAAGGAAGUGGAGGAAGAGCAAAAACAAGUCCUCCUUGAGAAAGGCUCCACAAAGUAUAAGUUAACAUGGGAAGACACAAAGCUGAUGCCAGCCACUCUAAGGGCUGUCCACGAGACUCUAAGGCUUUCUAAUGUUGUGGGGCUGGUGACACGUAAAAUCACCAAGGACAUCAGCUACAAUGGUUAUACCUUGCCCAAAGAUUGGAUGGUGCACGUCCAUAUGUCAGCAAUCCACUUAGAUGAGAGCAUUUACCCCAAUGCAACAAGAUUUGAUCCAUCUAGAUUUAAAGUCCCAGCUAAAACUGGCACAUUUAUUCCAUUUGGCUCUGGACAAAGAACAUGCCCAGGAAGUGCACUAGCUAAGUUAGAGCUAUGCAUUUUCAUACACAGGCUUAUCACAAAAUACAGAUGGGAGCCAGUGAAUCCAAAUAGUAAAACAAGCUACUGGCCAAUGCCCACAGUGAAUGAUGGAUACCUCAUACAAACUAUGUCCAUCCAGUAAAGAAACAAGGAGAAAAUAAAAGCCCCUGGAUUGCCUUUGCUGA
Selaginella moellendorffii is the source of this 1705-nucleotide messenger RNA. RefSeq names its product abscisic acid 8'-hydroxylase 1. The transcript has 9 exons. The record is from RefSeq and is a predicted model, not a curated record. NCBI's taxonomy places the organism in Eukaryota, Viridiplantae, Streptophyta, Lycopodiopsida, Selaginellales, Selaginellaceae. Gene Ontology annotation, molecular function: oxidoreductase activity, acting on paired donors, with incorporation or reduction of molecular oxygen; monooxygenase activity; heme binding. The coding region runs from base 241 to 1662 and encodes 473 amino acids. Gene Ontology annotation, biological process: sterol metabolic process.